AUCACAAACACACAAACUGGUAUACCGUUCAUGUGGCUCUUGAUAAGUUAGGGGACUGCGCAUAAAAUAAAACAAAUAUUAAAAGGGAAGUAGUCAUACCAGUUCACACUGUUCACAGUUGUUUCUUUACGUCAAGCUGAAACUGCUAAUCCAAAUUAUUUUGACAGAUUAUUACUGAUCAGAUCAAGGCUCAAACGAAAAUGAGUUAUCCGGGGUACCCGUAUCAACAGGGAUCAGCACCAGGAGCACCCAGUCCAUAUCCACAACAACCCUCAGGGGGAGCACCUUAUCCUCAUGCAAGUCCCUACCCAUCUGGUGGACCUGUUAAUCCAAAUAGCUUUGGUCUGUCUUCUAAUACUCCCAUGUACAUGCCACAACCUAUGCCUAUGCCUUCAUAUCCUCCAAACAGUGGGGGUUUUCCUCCAGCACCUCAUUCUCUAGCAAGAAGUGGUUCACAAUAUCCUCCAUCCCCAGGAAGAGGAUAUCCACCGUCAAGUGGAGGCUAUCCACCGUCAAGUGAGGGCUAUCCACCGUCAAGUGGAGGCUAUCCACCAGCCAGUGGAGGUUAUCCACCGAGUGGUGGAAGCCACCCACCAUCCAGUGGAGGCUAUCCACCGAGUGGUGGAGGCCACCCUCCAUCCAGUGGAGGCUAUCCACCGAGUGGUGGAGGUCACCCUCCAUCCAGUGGAGGGUAUCCACCGAGUGGUGGAGGUCAUCCCCCAUCCAGUGGUGGUUACCCUUCUCAUGGAGGAUAUCCUCCUUCCCAUCAUGCUCCUGGUGCUCCUCCUUCUGGAUCACACAAUUAUUCUGGAAAAGGAUCUCAAGGGCCUUAUGGAGGUUUCUCGUAUACUCAGCAUAGUGCCCCUCAGAUGACUCAGGGUCAUGUUACUUCUAAAAAUAAGAGAACUCCUACAGUUGUUCCUGCUCAUCCCUUCGACCCUCGAGCAGACGCAGAAAUUCUUAGAAAAGCCAUGAAGGGUUUCGGAACUGACGAAAAGGCCAUCAUCAAUGUUUUAACCAAACGAACCAAUGAUAGAGAUUUUGAUCAGAGAUUGCAAAUAGCUAUUCAGUUCAAGACAUUAUAUGGAAAGGAUUUGAUAAAAGAUCUGAAGAGUGAGUUGAGUGGUAAUUUCGAAAACUUGGUUGUUGCCAUGAUGACACCUCUACCAGAAUUCUAUGCCAAAGAAUUACACGAUGCCAUGAGUGGUGUGGGUACCGAUGAAGAUGUGCUCAUAGAAGUGUUGUGCACCAUGUCUAAUAACGAGAUUAGAACCAUUCGACAAGCAUAUCAUUCAAUGUAUUACAAACCCCUCGAAAGUGACCUAAAAGGCGAUACAGGUGGUACGUUCAAACGACUAAUGGUCUCCCUUUGCAAUGCUUGCAGAGAUGAAAGCAUGGUCACGGAUCACCAAAAAGCAGCUGCAGACGCCCAAGCAUUGCUUCGAGCUGGAGAAUUGCGAUUUGGAACUGACGAAUCUACCUUCAACAUGAUAUUGUGUCAGCGCAAUGUCGCACAGCUACAACUCACCUUUCAAGAGUAUCAACGUAUAACAGGUCAUGACAUUGAGCAGGCCAUUAAAAAUGAAUUUUCGGGAGACUGUGAGGAAGGCUUUCUUGCUGUUGUAAGAUCUAUAAAGAAUAAAGCAGCUUUCUUUGCCAAAAUGUUGAAUAAGAGUAUGAAAGGAUUAGGGACCAAUGAUUCACAGUUGAUCAGAAUAGUAGUGACCAGGUCUGAGAUUGAUAUGGGUGAAGUGAAGAGGGAAUACCAAUCAAAAUAUGGAGAGUCUUUGGCUGAAGCAAUCAAGGGUGACUGUUCCGGCCAUUACAAGAAAUGCUUGUUAGCUCUCAUUGGCGAGUCUUCUUAAAUAUCUGUUUCGAGAAAGAUAGGAAUUGAAUCUCAUAAAAUAUAAAUUAUAUAGAGUAAAUCGACUCUUUUUUGUAUAUGUUUAUGUUUUAUAUACGUUUAUUUAAAAAUAAGUAGUAUUCAACAAAUAUUCCAAUGUUUUAUGCUUAGUUCUAUAUAUAUUCGCAGAAUGAUUCAACAAUUUUUAAAGACAUUAAUUAUUUUUUCAAUUUGUGCUUUUUUCUCAUGUGAAUAAAUCUCUGUACUCUUAUUA
This is a messenger RNA of Leptinotarsa decemlineata (Colorado potato beetle), 2117 nucleotides long. Its product is annotated as annexin B11-like. Lineage: Eukaryota; Metazoa; Arthropoda; Insecta; Coleoptera; Chrysomelidae. The record is from RefSeq and is a predicted model, not a curated record. Gene Ontology annotation, cellular component: vesicle membrane; cytoplasm; nucleus. Gene Ontology annotation, molecular function: calcium ion binding; phosphatidylserine binding; calcium-dependent phospholipid binding.